Molecule: messenger RNA, 288 nt
Organism: Heterobasidion irregulare TC 32-1
Lineage: Eukaryota; Fungi; Basidiomycota; Agaricomycetes; Russulales; Bondarzewiaceae
Exons: 1
Source: RefSeq, a predicted model, not a curated record
AUUCCAGUGUUUAAUGUAGAUGGAAUAGCAAAUGAAGGAGGGAAGAUCACGGACAAGGCAUACCUCCUAAUGAGAAUGAUGAACGACGAAGGCAACUAUCAUGGCAAACAAUGUGAGCUACUCGCUACCAACCUAGGAGGAGAAGAUGUAAUUUUGGGAACAGACUGGCUGCACAAACAUAACCCGCAGAUUGAUUGGGUAAAGAAUCGUCUCACAUUCUCCACCUGUGCCAGAACGUGCCUAGUCAGCCGACCAAGAUUUACAAUACAAGCACAACUUAUGUCAUGA